Molecule: messenger RNA, 996 nt
Organism: Punctularia strigosozonata HHB-11173 SS5
Lineage: Eukaryota; Fungi; Basidiomycota; Agaricomycetes; Corticiales; Punctulariaceae
Exons: 4
Coding region: 120-860 (246 amino acids)
Biological process (GO): positive regulation of transcription by RNA polymerase II; negative regulation of transcription by RNA polymerase II; transcription by RNA polymerase II
Cellular component (GO): negative cofactor 2 complex; nucleus
Molecular function (GO): transcription coactivator activity; RNA polymerase II general transcription initiation factor activity; transcription corepressor activity
Source: RefSeq, a predicted model, not a curated record
GCAGCGAGGAUCCCCCUAGGCACGGUCCCUAAGCUCGACUUGCAUAACAUACCGCGCUAGGAUCCACCACGUAAAAGCCGAAGACAGAGGGAGAGAAACGGGGGGCCAAGAACGCGAGGAUGAAGAACAGGAGCAAGAUCACAAAGUUCCCGGUGGCGAGGAUCAAGCGGAUAAUGCAGAAAGACGAAGACGUCGGCAAGAUGUCGCAAGCGACACCGAUCGUGAUAUGUGCGUCCCCUCGUCGUCGCACUCCCAAAGCCCUCGAGCUCUUCCUCGGCCAGCUCGUGGACGAAGCCGCCAAAGUCACCUCCGACCGCGGCUCGAAGCGCGUCGAAGCCUACCACCUAAAACACGCGGUCGAGACCGUCGAGAUGCUCGACUUCCUCAAAGAGAUCGUCGAAGCCGUCCCCGACCCCUCCGCGGGCGGCACGAUCCCCAUCGAGCCCAAGUCCUCCGCCUCCGGCGCGGCAUCGCGGCGCGCCCAGGCCUCCCACUCGUUCUCCUCCGCGCCCGACGUCGACGAAGACUCGGACGGCGGGGAGCCGAAGAAGAAGAAGCGCGUGAGGAAGAAGAAGGUCGCGCCGAUAGGAGACGACGGAGCAGGGGCAGGAGGCGCGGAGGCGGCGCCGAAGAAGAGGAGGGCGGCGCCGAGGAAGAAGGUGGGUGCGCCGGCGUUGCCAGGGAUGGGCGUUGGUCUGGGGGAGGAGAGUAUGACGGUGGACGCGGCCGAGCCGGCGAGGGAGAGAGGGAUGCGGGAGGAGGCGAUGGAGCAGGAUUACGACGAGCGGGAGGAUGAGGGUGGGUAUGCGUCCGGACCGGCGAGGGCGCGUACGGACGACGAGGACGACGAGGAGGAUUGAAGACGAACUGCCGAAGAAGCAAUACCUUAUAUAUGUGCUCGUCGCGCGUGUUGUCCUUUGCUCUGUAUCUUUAUCUGCGGGUCUCAUUGCACGACCUCCUCGGGCACGUGCGACGAGCGCUCGACCCCGGGCAGAC